Molecule: messenger RNA, 1045 nt
Organism: Paramecium sonneborni
Lineage: Eukaryota; Ciliophora; Oligohymenophorea; Peniculida; Parameciidae
Source: the annotation of a GenBank genome assembly
CAAAAAUUAAAUCAUUAUUUAUGCAGCAAGUGGCUCCUGAAGAAUAAGAAAUUAAUUAAUAAAUUAUGAGUAACAUUUAAUUGUGUAAGAUUAAUUUAUUAUAUAAUAAUAAGAAAACUAAAUAGAUCAGAGUGAUCUCCUUAUCUAGUAGGCAUUAAGAACUAAUUAAAUUAUUAUUGUAUUUAAGAGUUUACGUAAUGAAGCUAUUUUCUAAUUGAUUAUUUCCUUUCUCGAACUUUUUCUCCUUAUUUUAGCUUUAGGACUAUUACCCUCUACUUGUAAGAAAACUACAAUUCCUGAAUUAUUUAUUUCAGCUUUAGUAACAAAUGCAUUGGUACUUUUCAAUAUUAAUAUAGUAAGCUUUUUAAAUGUUAUAUCUAUUAUUGAUAAUAUACUAUGAUUUGGUAAAGAUCAAUAGAAAUUAAAGUGAGAAUCAAUUACCAUAUUCAGAAUAUUCAUAUUGUAAUAAAAAAUAUUUAUCUGAUGCUAUUUCAGAUUAUCAUGGUUGUUAUAAGUUUACAAAAUAUAUGACAUUUAUGUAAUAGAAUGUAUACGAAUUCAUAGAUUAGAUUGCGUUGUUUUUUUAUUUGGAUAAGUAGAAUUUUAUAAAAAUUUAUAUGGAGAAUGUGAAAUUGGGAAUUCAGAGUUUGAAUUUACGUGGGGUGUUGCAUUUACUUUUUUAAUAAUGAGAUAUAUAAGAAUAGGGAUUCCAAUUUUAAUAAUUGUAAUAUAUUUAAUUAUAUUACCUUUUGUAUAUUGUUGCAAUAGGCAUAAUUUAAAAAAAUAAAAUAUAUUCGGUGCUAGUUAAGAAAAUAUAGGAAAAUUAAAAGUUGAGAUGGUAGGAUAAGAUAAGAUAAGUGAGGAUAAUGAAUGUGUAAUUUGUCUUUAGGAAUUUAUAGAAGGGGAAUAAUUUGUAAGAUUAGAUUGUCAUAGUGAUCAUGUAUAUCAUAAACUUUGUAUUUCUGACUGGUUGAAAGCUCGAUCGGAAUGUCCAAAAUGUAGAUAACAUGUAAAAUUUGAGUGAUAAAUUGAUAAAUUAAAAGUA